UGUCGAUGCAGCAUGUAUAUAAAUAGCGCGACCAUACCCAAUCGAUUUUCUAUCGAACUGUAUUUUCAACUUGCAAGCUUCGGGGGAAUUUCUCUGGAUAGGUACCAAUCUCAAGUUCCGAAAUGGAGGGUAUCCAAGGAUUCUAUAAAGACAAGGUGGUAUUCCUCACAGGCGCAACAGGAUUUUUGGGAAAAGUAAUAAUUGAGAAGCUUUUGCGAACUACAGAUGUCAAACGGAUCUACUCAUUGAUUAGACCCAAACGGGGUCAGGAUAUUCAGGAGCGCAUUGAGAUAUGGCAAAAGGAUUUGCUCUUUGAAGUCCUGCUGCAGUCGAGGCCCGAGGCACUUAAGCGGGUCGUCCCGAUCGCAGGCGAUUGCCUGGAGCCCGACCUUGGCAUCAGUGAUGCGGAUCGCAAUCUCCUGGCCUCCGAGGUGCAGAUCGUCAUCCAUGGAGCAGCCACCGUGCGCUUCAAUGAGCCGCUUCACGUGGCUCUGGCCAUCAACACGCGGGCCACAAAACUGAUGCUCCAACUGGCCAAGGAGAUGAAACAACUGGAGGCCUAUUUGCACAUCUCCACGGCCUUCUCCAACUGCGUGAUCUUUCGGGUCGAGGAGAAGUUCUAUCCCGAGCACUUGACCUGCGAUUCGGAAAAGGUCCUGGCAAUGAGUGAGCUUUUGAGUGACCAGAUGAUGGACACUCUGACACCCACUCUGGUGGGAUCCUACCCCAAUUCGUAUACCUACACCAAGGCCCUGGCGGAGGAUGUCAUCCUACGAGAGGCGGGGGACCUGCCCUUGUGCGUCUUUCGACCGUCCAUUAUAUUGGCCACGCAUAAGGAGCCUGUAUCCGGCUGGAUUGACAAUCUAUAUGGACCCAAUGCUCUGAUUUACGGCGUGGGCCAUGGAGUUCUGCGUGUGACCUCUUUCGACAAAAAGGGCUAUAUCAGCAUGGUGCCUGUUGACUACUGUGCAAAUGUGGCCCUGGCCAGCCUCUGGCAGACAUCCAAGCAAAAAGGCCCACGGGAUCCGAAAGAACAGCCCUCCAUUUACACUCUAGCACCCAGUGAAAGGAAUCCUCUGAAGACAAUGGACUUUGUAAAACUUUCUUUGAGCUGUCGAGAUGAGUUUCCGCUGAACAAGAUGAUCUGGUACCCGUUUUUGCAGUGCAUCUCCACUCUGUGGCUGUAUCGGCUGGCCACGAUCUUCUAUCACACAAUACCCGGCUUUUUCUGUGAUCUGGCACUAAGACUUACGGGAAGAAAACCUCGCCUGGUGAAGCUCUACCGAAGUAUACAUGUCAACUAUGCACUUCUCCAGUACUUUUUGCACAACAGUUGGUUCUUUGAGACGAAGAGCACAGAUCGGCUAAAGGCUUUAAUGUCUCCGGAGGAUCGGAACAUGUACAACUUCGACAUGGAGGCCCUGGACUGGAAGAAGUACUUCCAAAAGUCCCUUUUCGGCAUGCGACUUUACCUUUGCAAAGAGCCCCCAACCCAGGAAUCCGUCGACCAAGCCCGGCGACUGCUAAAGAUAUUGAAGAUCCUACACUUUGGCCUAAUGGCCAUACUGUGUGGCAUUGCUGGAAUCAUUUUGUGGUCACUGGUCAAAUUAAUAAUUUGAUUCAAAACAUCGGGGGUGUCUACCGUAUCGAAGGUCAUUCUUAGUUUAAGGCAAUAAAAUAAAAUUGGAAUCCCCUU
Messenger RNA from Drosophila rhopaloa, 1696 nucleotides. Its product is annotated as fatty acyl-CoA reductase wat. Lineage: Eukaryota; Metazoa; Arthropoda; Insecta; Diptera; Drosophilidae. The record is from RefSeq and is a predicted model, not a curated record. Gene Ontology annotation, molecular function: alcohol-forming very long-chain fatty acyl-CoA reductase (NADP+) activity. Gene Ontology annotation, biological process: long-chain fatty-acyl-CoA metabolic process. Bases 123 to 1619 code for a protein of 498 amino acids. Gene Ontology annotation, cellular component: peroxisome. The transcript has 5 exons.